Molecule: messenger RNA, 1310 nt
Organism: Saimiri boliviensis boliviensis (Bolivian squirrel monkey)
Lineage: Eukaryota; Metazoa; Chordata; Mammalia; Primates; Cebidae
Gene: NME6
Product: NME/NM23 nucleoside diphosphate kinase 6
Biological process (GO): UTP biosynthetic process; CTP biosynthetic process; negative regulation of mitotic nuclear division
Cellular component (GO): mitochondrion
Molecular function (GO): nucleoside diphosphate kinase activity
Source: RefSeq, a predicted model, not a curated record
GGCUAUCCAGCGUGGCGCCUGGUGGCCGAGCCUGUCGCGGGAGGACCAGGCCGCAUGUUCUUGCCACGAGAACCCCUAGCAGCCUAGCCUUGGAGUAACUGGAUCAGGUGCAUUCGUUGGUUCAUUCAGAUACUGUUAAGAGCCAGCUCUGGGCUAGGUACUUCUUACACCUUCUGAUGGGGAAGACGGAACUGAGAACUUGCACGGAACUGUGAGAAAGUAUAACGGGAAGUGAGCUAAGAUCUCGAAGGUGAGCAGGAGAUAACCAGAGAAAGCACGUCCAGGACUGCGAAAACUACUCACACAAAGGCUGUCAAGCCAGAAAGUUUCGAAACUGAAAGGCCCAUGAGGUUGGAGCUAGCGAAACUUAAGGAGUCUGGGGUUCCAGAUGAGGCUAGAGAGGAGUGAGAUGGCCUCAAUCUUGCGAAGCCCUCAGGCUCUCCAGCUCACUCUAGCCCUGAUCAAGCCUGAUGCAGUCGCCCAUCCACUGAUUCUGGAGGCUGUUCAUCAGCAGAUUCUCAGCAACAAGUUCCUGAUUAUACGAAUGAGAGAACUACUGUGGAGAAAGGAAGAUUGCCAGAGGUUUUACCGAGAGCAUGAAGGGCGUUUUUUCUAUCAGCGGCUUGUGGAGUUCAUGGCCAGUGGGCCAAUCCGAGCCUACAUCCUCGCCCACAAGGAUGCCAUCCAGCUCUGGAGGACGCUCAUGGGACCCACCAGAGUGUUCCGAGCACGCUAUGUGGCCCCAGAUUCCAUUCGUGGGAGUUUUGGCCUCACUGACACCCGCAAUACCACCCAUGGCUCCGACUCUGUGGUUUCAGCCAGCAGAGAGAUUGCAGCUUUCUUCCCUGACUUCAGUGAACAGCGCUGGUACGAGGAGGAAGAGCCCCAGUUGCGCUGUGGCCCUGUGUGCUAUAGCCCAGAGGGAGGUGUCCACUAUGUAGCCGGAACAGGAGGCCUAGGACCAGCCUGAUGCAGUCUAUGAAGACCAGUGGCAUCGCCCAGACUUUUCUCCUAGGUGUCUAGUCUAAAACAUUCUCCUGGGACCAGGGAGGCCUGGGCUCAUAAUACCAUUUCUGCUGGGCGUCACCACCUGCCUGAGGGCCUAGCUUACCACUGAACAUCCUCCAGAAUCUAGCUUUCUAUCUACCUCUUCUCUGGAAUGUUCAUGGUGGUUCACAAGAAUGAUGACUCCUCCUUUUACUGAGAACUGUUCAUCCUUCAACAAGCUUGCCUAACUGACUUGCCUGAAGAAUGCAGUGACUCUAAGCAACAUCUGGCCUGUCUUCCUCAAUAAAAGUCAGUGUUCUGAA